Symbiodinium natans is the source of this 3672-nucleotide messenger RNA. The record is from the annotation of a GenBank genome assembly. Lineage: Eukaryota; Dinophyceae; Suessiales; Symbiodiniaceae.
AUGUCUAGUUGGGCACAGCAACGAGAAGCCAUCCGCCGAGCGGCCCAGGGCGGCGUCAGAGCGAGGACGAACGCCCAGGGCUCGCAGCGGCUCCCGCUCGCCAACAACCGCCUGCGCGAGGUCCUCCUGUCCCGCCCCAACGGCGAGCUCACCAGAGCGGGCCAGUUCUACUACGGCCUCCUGGGAGGCCGCCCCCCCUCCAGACAAUUCGACGAGCAACAGCCCCUGAUCCGCGAAGGCCCCACAGACUACAUCCUCCUCCGCUCAGGCCUCAAGAAGCCCGUGCGCUCGCUGCAGCCCGACGGCAGCUACCGCCUCACCAAACUCGGGAAAUCCUUCUUCCGCGACAAGUACACGGAGUGGCUGGCCCACGUCCCCGUCCGCAUCACGGGCACCCGGCAGCGCGGCCGCAACGCCGGGCGGGCCUACAUGCGCGAGGACUUCCUGCCCGUGACCGUGGUCAACGGCAGCCUCUCCCGCCAGUCCAGCGGCCUCAGCGACGCGCAGGCCCACGCCCGCGAGACGUACCGCUACGACGCCAACCGGGACUGGGCCUUCUCCAACCAGACCCUGCAGGCCAUCGACAACCGGGCGCAGACGGAGGUCGCCCUCCGGCAGCCCAUGGGCGCGCUCCAGGAAAUCAGCUACCAGCUGUACAACGGCUCCGAGAUUCUGCCCAGCGCCUUCGAAGCUAGAGGCGUCCUGAGUGACUUCGACGCCAUCUGCGACAAGGGCUGGGAGGAGCGGGGCACCACCGCGCUGGAGCGCGGCGCUCCCAUGUUCUUCGUCAGCUGCGGCGGCCAGCUCAUCGACGCCCACCAGCCGCCCGUCAAGGAGAACAAGGCCGUGGCCUUCACCUGCUACCAGGGGCACGCCUACUUUUACAAGUCGGCCCGGGCGGUCUCGCUCCACGGCGCCGCCCUUCUCCGAGUGGCGGCCCUGGGCUGGCCGCAUCGAGACCUGCGAAAGGUCCGGGCCACGCUGCUCGCGCAGGGCCACCAGCCCAAGGUGACCAUGCGCUCCCUGUGCGACUGGCGGGCCCUCCGCCUCCGCGUCAGGGACGCCCCCGACUGCGUCGUCACGCAGUACCCCGAAUACGCCGAGAUCCUUCGGGCCUGGAUGCAGCAGCUAGGGCUGGAGUACCGAGGCCAGCGCCUGGCGGGCGCCGCCACCGAAGCCUUCCAGCACCUCCUCAAAGCGAGGCGCCUGGACGCGCGCGGGAGCCGGGACCACAUCUUGGAGGAGCAGAACCACCUGUGCAAGCUCUGCUCCGCACCCAUCGAGCUGGGCUUAUGUGAGUUCGACCACGUGGUCCCUGUGCACAGGCCGUGGAGGGCCAGGAGCAAGUGCUGCAGGCCCUGUGCCUGGAGUGCCACCGCACCAAGCCUACGUGCAGAGCCCGCGCCCGCCGCCGCUGGUCUGCAAGCUGGCGAAGCGCGACCCCGAGCGGGUCUGCUGGGGCGUGGACGUGUGCGCUGCCGCAAGAACGCCCUGGCCAACGCGACCUUCCCCCUGCCCGUCUUCAGCCCAUUGGAUUCUGUGGAGCACGCGCGGGAGGGGCACCUGGCGGAUUUGACCUACGUGGACUUGCACUGCGACGACCGGCAAGCCCUGCUUCGGAAGCUCCCCUACCUGGGCCGGGGCUGGUACUCCAAGCCCGCGGCCGCAUACCUGCUGGAAACAAACCAGGCGACCUGGAGCGAUUUCAAGUGGUCCCUGGACGCCACAGCGCACGUGGAGCCCCGGUGCCUCGCCCAGGCCCUGGAGAAGAUGGAGGACGCCUGGCCAGAGGGCGAGGAGCACAUGGCCAAGCUCAGCGUCAAUGCGCUCAUAGGGCUCUGGGUCCGGAACCAGGACCUGGUCUACAGCAUGCGCACCAGCAACCACGAGCUGGACGCCACUGGCUGCCAGUGGCGCCAGACCUUCACCGACGCCGCCGGCAAGGUGCACUGGGACCACAUCUACGCCACGGAGCUCUUCAGCAACUACACGCUGCGGCCGCUCCACGACUACGUCAUGGCCCAGGAGCACGUGGCCGUCGCGAAGAUCCGCCGACCUGCCCAAAAAGUUCCGCUCACGGCCCGGAAGCACCCCGACGGCACACCCGUGUACCGCUUCGAGGAGUGCAAGAGCCUGGAGGGCCAGUACCGGGAGCCGCGCAUCGAGGCGCCCUACCUGGACUGGCCGCCGGGCUGGCAGCGCGUGGAGGACCCCCUCCUGCACUGCCUCAACGGCAAGAGCCUGCUCCUCUCCGGCAUGCCCGGCACCGACAAGACGCACCUGGCGCGCCAGAUCGUGGCGCAGCUCUGCGAGCUCGGGGAGGUGGUGAAGCUGGUCAGCAAGACUCACUGCUCCGUGCAGAACCUGGGCGCGGGAGCGCAGACGGCAGACCGCUUCGUUCGGAGGAGCAUCCGCAACGGGAGCUGCGAGCUGGACCGAUUGGUCAUCGAGGAGAUCACGCAGCUGGACUCCAGCCUCUGGGCCGACAUCGCGGAGCUGUCCCUGAACCCUAAGGUGAAGUUCCUCCUCCUGGGCGACUUCCAACAGCUGCCGACAGUGCUGGACGCUUUGGGGGGUGCGCCGGUGACGAAGCCCCUCAAGAGGUCCCGGCUGCUCCACGACCUGGCGGGCGGGUUUUAUCACGAGCUCACGGAGAACCACCGGAGCGACGGGGCCAUCUUCGGCUUCCUUCAGUACUUGAGGGUGGACGAGGCGGAGGAGCCGCCGCUGCACGAGGCCCUGCAGCUGGCCCGGGAGCGCUUCCCGAGGCGGGGGCAGCCCGACACCUGCCUGGUGAUCAGCCACGCGAACCGCAUGCGGCUCAACGAGCAGCACAACCGGAGGAUGGCGCCGGAAGGAGCGGUGACCCUGCGCUACGAGAACAGCCCGCAGACCAUGCGAGUCUGGCCGGGCCUGCGCCUCGUGGGCGCGGGGGGAAAAGUGGCCAAGGGCUGCUUCGUCACUGUGUCAGAAGCGAGCCCGGAGAGCGUGAAGCUCGAGACGGGGGAGCGCUUCACGCACGCGGAGCUCCUGCGCCACACGCGGCUCUGCCACGCCAUCACCUACGCCAGCUGCCAGGGCCUCACCCUGCCCGCACUUCGAGCUGCGCCACCUCGCGGGCCACGAGCGCUGAGCUGGAGGUCGGUGACCAUCAAGAUCCCCCAGCUCGGCGGCAUGAGCCAGCACUGGCGCAGCUCCACCUUGAGCUUGCAGCUCCGGCCGGCCAGGUCGCCGGGGUCCGGCAGCGGCUGGCCGCUGGUGUCCCAGAUGCGCACGCGGUCCCAGUUCAGCUUGAACUUGACGAAGCUGUUGCCCCGGGAGCUGGUCUUUCAGGCAGGACUGCAUGCGGGCCUCCACUUCGUGGGGCACCAGGCCCUUGCCGAAGAUCUUGGAGUCGCGGAAGGACUGCUGCGAGAGCAGCUCCACCACCUGCCGCUCGAUCUCCUGGAGCUGCGCCACCGCGGUCUCCUCGGGCUCGAGGCAGACGGGCACGCGCUUGGCCUCGGGGUCGUUGAAGGCGGCGGGCUGCCAGAUGAUCUUCUGAACUUCGGCGGACUGCCACACUGGCGGGCCGCUGCCCUCGCCGCGCAGGGGCACACUCUUGCCGCCCUUGGCGUUGGUCAGAAGCUCUCCCAGCUGGAUCGCCAUGGUUGGCGCGGCUUGCUGCGCUGA